Messenger RNA from Menidia menidia (Atlantic silverside), 10715 nucleotides. The record is from the annotation of a GenBank genome assembly. NCBI's taxonomy places the organism in Eukaryota, Metazoa, Chordata, Actinopteri, Atheriniformes, Atherinopsidae.
GUGGGAUUUAUCCUACUGGGUGUUGGAGAAUGACUGCGGUCCGCUUUCGCGCGCGUAAAAUUGUACGAUUCUUCUCCCUGAUUUAGUCUGAAAAAUGGGGUUAACGUGCGCUUGAAACUUUUCACUUCAAGGUGGAAAAAUGUAGUCUAAUUUAUUUCAAUAAUUAAAGCAACGUGGAGGAGGAAUGGGUCUCAGGACUUCGCUGCUUCCGACGCUCCUCCUGGCGCACUUUUGCGCGCUGGCUCUCGGGCAGGUGUUCAACAUGACGCUAUCCGUGAAAGAGGGCCUGCCUGCCAAAACCAUCGUUGGAGAUCUGGGAGCGGCUUUAAGUAGACCGAGCACCGGAUUCUUCAUCUCAGAGAGCAGGGACUCCUACGUGUUCAGAGACCUGGAGAUUGACGCGGACACGGGCAUCAUCUCCUCAGCUGUGGUCCUGGACAGAGAGAGUAGAGAUAAGUACGAAUUUGUGGCCGCAACACUCUCUGGAGAGAUGAUCAAAGUCAAAAUAAAGGUGGAAGAUGUGAACGACCACUCACCUGUGUUUCCCACUGAGAAGAUGGAAUUGGAAAUAUCAGAGUUAAGUCCGCUUGGGAGUCGCUUUCCUCUUGAAGGUGCAAAAGACCUGGACGAGGGGGAGUUUGGUACUCAGGGAUACCGAAUAACAGAGAGUGAGAUGAGCGAGUUCUUUUCCCUGGAUUAUCGUACUGGAUCUGAGAACCAUCUCACCUUGGAUCUCAUCCUUAGGAGCAAACUAGACCGAGAAACUCAGGACUUCUACGUUCUGACAGUGGAGGGCUUUGAUGGUGGGGUCCCGGCCCGGACAGGGACCCUGCAGGUCAGCGUCCGUGUCCUGGACGAGAACGAUAACCCUCCUGUGUUCAACCAGACCGAGUACCAUGCCUCGGUGCGCGAGGAUGCUCCCGUCCCAUCCGUGGUGUGUCAGGUGCAGGCCAGUGACCGUGACCUGGGGGACAACGGCAGGAUCACUUACGAGAUCAACAGGCGACAGAGUGAUCCGAAUGCUGUUUUCUCAAUCAAUGAAACCACCGGGUUGGUUUAUCUCAACAAGCCACUUGAUUUUGAGACUCAAGCUUUUCAUGAGUUGAUCAUCAGUGCGAGAGACAAUGGAGCUCAACCUGAAUAUAGCAGCACCUUUGUGGGUGUGAGGGUGCUCAAUAUCAACGACAACAGCCCGACGAUCAGCGUGCUGUUUCUCAGUGAGUCAGGAGACUCGGUGGUUUCAGAAGCGGCGACAAUCGGGGACUACGUCGCUCGGAUUUCGGUGUCAGAUCCAGACUUUGAGGAAGAGAGGAUCGCUGUGACUCUCGAGGGUGGGGAUGGAAAAUUUAACCUGAAGCAAACAGAUGACUUUCUCUAUGCCCUAUGUGUAAACUCUGAGCUGGACAGGGAAGACAAAGACCUGUAUGAGUUGAGGGUGGAAGCAUCAGAUUUUGGGAGCCCUCCUCUGAGCAGUGAGGUGGUUCUCCUCCUGAGGGUCUCGGAUACAAACGACUGCCACCCAGUCUUUGAAAAAGAUGUCUACCUAACAAGCAUCCCCGAGGACGCUCCCCGGGGGAGUUCUCUCGUACAGAUUCAGGCCCGAGACUCUGACGAUGGCGUCAACUCACAAAUCAGAUACUCCAUCCUGAGGAGCAACCGGGACAGCCUGAUCAGCAUCGACUCAGAGUCGGGCCUGGUGACCACUGCUGGGGCGCUGGACAGAGAGACACAGGCGGAGGUCUGGUUCCUGGUGGUGGCAGCUGAUGGAGGGGAGCCAGCUCUCUCAUCAACAGCCACAGUCACGGUGUCGGUGGAGGACGUCAACGACAACGAGCCCGUGUUCCAGCAGCAGCUGUACAACGUGUCCGUCCCAGAGCACAGCCAUGUUGGAAGCUGCUUUUUGCAAACGCACACCAUGCGGCCUUUUCCAGUCAGGCUCCAUGGCCUUCGUAUGACAGAUGGAACGACUGGUGCCACCCUCCUGCAGCCUGGCACAAACGUUGUCGCCACAGAUGCAGACAGCCCUGCGUUUGGCACACUGUUGUACUCUCUUUCUGACGGCUUUGGUAGACAGGACCAACACCCCCUCUUCCAAAUCCAUCCCCACACAGGAGACCUGUGCGUCUCUCAGGAUAUCGAUCGAGACACGGGACAGACUGUCCAUGACAUUCUGAUCAAAGCAGAAGAUCCAGGUGGCCUAAGUGCCCAAACAUAUGUCCACAUUGAGAUUGAAGACUUGAAUGACAACACUCCUGUGUUCAACCCUGAAGAGUACACAGUGAGCGUCAGCAGCCACGCAUCACCUGGUACAGAAAUCAUCAAUGUUCUUGCAACUGACAGAGACUCCGGCAAGUUUGGACAGGUCACCUACAACAUUUUACCUGGAGACAUGUCCAGUUUAUUUUCACUGGACAAACAAACAGGAACGCUGCUCCUAAACUCUUCACUGACCCAGCUGGGCGCAGCCAGUGUGAAGCUUUUAAUAACAGCACAAGAUGGAGAGGGCUUCGUCUCAGCCAGGCCUGCCGAGGUCACCGUUAAUAUUUUACGAAGUGCCCGGGCUCCAGCCAUAUUCCAGAGGUCACGCUACUCUUUUACAGUUCCUGAAGAUGCACCGCCAGGGACUUCUGUGGGAGCUGUGGCGGCCGUUGACCCGACCGAUUCCACAGAAGCUAUUUCCUACAGAAUCUCCUCUGGAGACCCUCAGGGUUUGUUUUCCGUUCAUCCAAAAUCCGGCCUGAUCAGGAACGUCAAACCUCUGGACCAUGAGUCGCAGCCAUACGCCCUCCUGGUCCUUCAGUCUUACACUGAAGCCUCUCCUGUCUACAGCACCACUCAGGUCAACAUCACCAUACAGGACGUCAAUGACAAUGCUCCCGUCUUCCCCAAAAGUAGUGACACCAUCACAGUGUCACGAAACACUCUGCCGGGAUCCGUGCUGUUUAUCGCACAUGCUCACGACUAUGACAGUGGUUCCAAUGGGAAGGUGCAGUAUUACCUGAAAAAUGACAAAGAGGGGCUGUUUGUUGUCGACCGUGACCUGGGAACAGUUACACUUAAACAGCGUUUACAGGCGGGUCAACAGCAAAGGUACAGUCUAGAAAUUGCAGCGGAAGAUAAAGGAGAGCAUUCCCUGAGCUCAGUGCUGACCCUCUCAGUGACCAUCGAUCAAACUGCUGCUGAGGACAGCCUAGCCUUUGAGACGCUGGUGUACCAGGUGGAGAUCGGCGAGGGCUACCGUAAAGAUUCCCGCGUCAUCCAGCUGAGGGCGCACUGGACCCGUGGAGCUCACAUUUCAAACACGCGCCUCACUUACUCUUUAGAAACCGAAACUGGGUUCCCUACAGCGCCUUUUCGUGUUCACCCGAAGACGGGAUGGCUGUAUCUCUCCCACAAUCUUGACUAUGAGACCGAGACAAGGUAUCGUUUUCAAGUUUUAGCCACAUCCGGAGACGCCCCGUCGGGACACUCCACAGCAACGGCCUCAGUCAUCGUGCUAGUGUUGGAUGUGAAUGACAAUGCUCCAGUGUUCAGCAGUGAGGUGUACUACUUCACUGUGCCCGAGGGGUCGUCACCACAAGGCCUUGUGGGAACAGUCAAGGCGACCGAUAGGGAUUCUGGGAAAAACAGCCAGCUGUCCUACAUCCUACUCUCAGAUGGGAAAUUCUUUCGCAUCAAUUCUAAAACAGGUAAAGACAAACUCAUCAGCCUGAGUUUGGCUGCACAGCGGGGUGUUCCUCAUGGUUGUCGCGCUGUCCUUCCAGGAGAAAUCAUCAACUGGGUGGCGUUGGACCGAGAACAGCAGGGACAGCACAGUCUGAAGGUGAUGGUGACAGACCAGGGUCACCCCCGACGCAAUGCCACCACUACUGUCCAUGUCCUUAUCUCUGACAUCAAUGACAACAUGCCACAGUUUACACAUCUCCCCGUCAGCAAAGAGCUGAGUGUGCAAAUAUGGGCUGGUAUCCCCACAGGAUCCUUUGUGACAAACAUGUUUGCCAAAGAUUUGGAUGCAGGAGAGAAUGGCACAGUAACUCAUUCACUAGUCACAGUUGGUCUAGAAAACGAGGAUGCCGGGCACUUUGACAUUGACAGUAAGACUGGAGAAAUCAGAACAACGCAGCUCUUUAUCAAAAAAGCUGAACCAAGCUACACAUUGAAAGUAUCUGCAAAGGACAGCGGCUCACCCCCUCUGGAAGACAGUGCAGUGGUUCAUGUUCAGAUUUAUGGAUUAGACGACCUGCACGACAACUCUGACCAUCAAGCUCUGAGAUGUUUUUCAGUGAGGGAAGACACCGAGCCUGCCGCUGUCAUCGGCUCUGCCAGCGUCUCAGACGAUGGCAGGUUGCAGUAUACCAUCACUGAGGGUGAUGGGAACUUUCACUUUGGCAUUGACAGUUCCUCUGGAGACAUCUACAUCAACCACCCGCUGGACUACGAGUCUGCCAUGCAGUACUUGCUGGUGGUUCGAGCUGAGGACGUGGGCUCCGGUGUGAACGUGUCUCUUCCCGUCAGCGUGAUGGUGGAGGACGUAAACGACCACACGCCCUGGUUUCCUGAUAAACUGGUGACCUUUGGUUUGAGGGAAGAUGCUCCAGUUGGAUCGCUGGCCUUUGCUUUUCAUGCCAGAGAUCCCGACGGAACUUUUCCAAACAGCGCUCUCCUUUACAAUCUGACCUUCGACCCUGAAGUUAGUGGGUCACCAGCGGAAUUCCCCUUUCACAUCGACCCGUUUACGGGGAGUCUGACCGUCGCCGCGCCAUUAGACCGUGAGAGCAGCCCAUCUUUUGCCUUCACUGUCACAGCUACAGACCAGGCGGAGAGGAAGGAUCAGCGCAAACAGGCGUCUGUGACAGCUCAGCUCUACCUCCUGGACGUGAACGACAACCAGCCAGUGUUUGUCUCAGCAGACACUGUGCAUGUGAUGGAGGACUCAGAGGUGGGCAGUCUGCUGCAUCAUUUUGUGGCAAUCGAUGGUGAUCAAGGCGAAAAUGGGAUUGUUUCCUUCUCCAUUUUGGCUGGAAACGUGAGAGGUUUCUUUGCACUCGAAGAGAAAACAGGGCUCUUGUUUCUCUCUUCCCCUUUGGACUAUGAGACGCAGCGCGUCCACCACCUGACCGUCCGUGCGGUGGACCACGGCCUCCCCUCUCUCUCGUCCACUCAGACUUUGACUGUGGAGGUGGGUGAUGUGAACGACCAGGCGCCUGUCUUCAGUCAGACAUUCUACAACUGCAGUGUGGCUGAGAAUAGACCCCCUGGAGAACCAGUGCUCCAAGUUUCUGCAACUGAUUUGGAUUCAGAGGAGAAUGCUGUGGUGUGGUACAGUCUGCUGCCCGGUCCAGGCUAUGAGCUCUUCAGCAUCAACCCAUACACUGGUCUGAUUACCACCGCAUCCCACCUGGACAGAGAGCAGCAGCAGCACUUUACGCUAAGAGUCCAGGCCCGGGACAGCGGAGCUCGACCUCUGUCGGGGACGAGCACGGUGCUGUGCUCUGUGCUGGACGACAACGACAACCCCCCGGAGUUCAUGCAGUCAUCGUUCCGUAUCAGCCUGCCCGAAAACCUUCCUCCUGGGGUCAUCCAUACCGCUCUGGCCUCUGACCCAGACCAAGGAGAAAAUGGCACUAUAUACUACACAAUAUUAGGCGAGGACUACAGAGGACGAUUCAUCAUGGACAGUCAGACCGGUGCUGUCCGUACCACACAAGUCCUCGACCGGGAGGAGACGCAGAAUUACACACUCACCAUUCAGGCCCUGGACUCUGGCCUGAUCCCACUCAGCUCCACCACCCAGCUCCAACUAGUGUUGCUGGACCAGAAUGAUAACAUCCCCUCUUUCAGCCUUAACAGCUAUCGUGCCUACAUCAGAGAGGGCCUUCCCGCCGGGGCCGAGCUCCUGCACAUUAGCGCCUUCGAUCCCGACGAGGGCCCCAAUGGGGAUGUGACCUACUCGCUGAUGGAAGAUGACAGCCAGGGGGCCUUUUCAAUAGAUGCCUUUACGGGAGCGAUCCGCACCACCAGGUCUCUUGACAGAGACAGUCGGGCUCAGUACACCCUGAGAGCUGUGGCCACCGACGGCUGCACCCAGGGACCUCUGAGCUCCGUAGCAUCAGUCAGCGUCCAGGUGGAGGAUGUGAACGAUAACAUGCCGGUCUGCCAGCAGAAUCCCUCAAACGCAUGGAUUUCCACGAAGACUUCACCAAACCAGGUUGUUAGCACCGUGUUGGCGACAGAUGCCGACCAGGGCGAGAACGGGACAGUACAGUUCGCGUUAUAUGACGAGGAAAAUCUGUUUGACAUCAACCCAGAGACAGGAGAGAUUUCUCUAAGAAGACGAGUGAAGGCAGCAUUCUCUGGGAAAAAGCUGCAGGUUAUAGUUUCAGAUGGAGGACACCCUGCUCUGACCGCCACCUGCCUGGUGUUCAUCCAUUUGAAGGGAGAACAUGAGGGACUGCAGUUCACAAGCAAAGCGUACAAUGCUACUGUCGUGGAGAACAGCAGAGCUGGCACUUUCAUUGCAAAAUUGGAGGCCAGUGACCAGACCGACGGCAGACAAAGAAUCACAUACACCAUAUUUAGUGGCAACGAGAAUCACGUUUUCUCCCUAAACCAUCACACAGGUGAGAUCAGAGUGCAGAAAGAUAACUCUCUGGACUUUGAGAUGAGCCCUCAGAUCCAGCUGGUGGUGCUGGCUGACAGCGGGCUGGAGACGGCUUACUGCAGGGUAUCCAUCACCCUGCUGGACAUCAAUGACAAUGCACCAGCAUUUGAACACAGCACCUACAGAACAUCUGUUUGGGAGGGGCAAGUGCACAACACAUACAUCAUGCAGGUUUUUGCAUCUGAUGCUGACAGCGGUGUUAACGGGCAGAUUGAAUACUCCAUUGUGUCUGGUAACAAUAACGGAGCUUUCAUUUUGGACUCUGUGAGAGGCAUCUUGGCCACCAAUGUUCUACUGGACCGUGAGAUCACUUCUUCAUACAAGCUGGUUCUACAGGCAGCAGACAGGGGGACACCUGCGCUCAGCAGUACUGCCACCGUCAGGGUCCAAGUGGUGGACAUAAAUGACAACAGCCCUGCCAUCCCACCCAUGGAGCCUGUGGUUAUAGCUGAGAAUCUACCAGCUGGUUUUGUGGUGACCCAGGUGACUGCAAACGAUGUGGACUUGAGCCCAACCAUCACCUACAGCCUUUCGGACAACACUAGCACCAACGUUCCCUUUGCUAUUGAUCGUUACACCGGUGUUAUCACCCUGACCCGAGCCCUCGACUACGAGGUGGAGACAGAGUACACGCUGACUGUGUGUGCAUCAGACUCCCUGUACCAGACCACCGGAGAGGUUAAAGUUCAAGUGCUUGAUGUCAAUGACAACGCCCCAGUCUUUUCACAGGCCUCCUAUCAGGUGGAGCUCUCUGAGCUGGUUUCAGAAGAGACUGUAGUUCUGACGGUGUCCGCUACCGACAGAGACUCUGGAAUCAAUGGCAACGUCAGCUACAGGCUACUUUCAUCUCCUCUACAAGGCUUUUACAUCCAGCCUGACACUGGAUCUGUUUAUAUCCGCAAGCCCUUAAAAGACAUCACAAACAGGAACCUGAUCCAUCUUCUGAUCGAGGCAAGAGAUGGAGGGGAUCCUGUGCGCUCGACUGUCACCUGCAUCGAUGUGUUGAUUUUGGACUUCAAUGACCACGAGCCUUUGUUUCACCAGGAGGUUUACACACUCUCUGUGGCAGAGGAUACAGCUACUGACUCUACUUUACUAACCCUCUUUGCAGAAGACAAAGAUUGGAGCCCUGAAAAUACCCAUUUGGAUUAUGCCAUUAUCAGAGGAAAUGAGGAGAAACGAUUUUGUCUGGAAGUAAAAAUGUUUCCUGUAGACAAUCAAAUGAAAAAUGUUGGAAAGCUUGUUCUAUGCAAUCCUUUGGACCGUGAGACAACGGACAGCUACGAGCUAACAGUGCAUGUUUCUGACCGAGGAACGCCGUCACUGAACAGCUCUGCUGUUGUCAUGGUGUCUGUGACAGACUGCAAUGACAAUGCCCCCAUCUUUUCUAGCUCAGAGUACCACGCCCAGGUGAGUGAAAGUAGCCAGAUCGGAACCAGGCUGGUUCAGGUCAGUGCUUGGGAUCCUGACCUGGGGAUUAAUGGUCUUGUUCAAUACAAAAUUAUUUCUGGGAACAGCAAAGGUCACCUCAAGCUCGAUCCCCAGUCUGGCAUUCUGGUGGUCAACCAUCCACUUGACUAUGAGGAAGACUUCAAAUACAUACUCACCAUCAGAGCGUCUGAUGGCGGUGAAGCACUCGGAAACCCCAAAGUGGCUUUUGCUGUCGUCUUCAUCACAGUGUUGGAUGAAAAUGACAACUCUCCAUACUUCAUGUUCCCCACUAUUAACUGUUCAGUGUCAGAAAACCUCCCAGCAUUUACUCAGACAUGUUCUGUACAUGCUGUUGACCACGACUUAGGUCCCUAUGGCCAGCUCACCUAUUCUAUUCUGUCCUCUUGUUUCCUGGACUACGGCAGUGGCAGCCCAGAGAGGAAGGAGGCCUUUGAUAUUGAUCCCCUUACAGGGGACAUUCACACAAGACAAACCUUUGAUUAUGAGCGAGAGAACGAGUACUGUUUUGUGGUUGAGGCAAGGGACAAAGGCGACAAAACGACUACAGUAAGAGUUCAGGUGGCUAUCAAAGGAGUGGAUGAGUUCAGUCCUGUCUUCACCCAGAAGCAGUACCAUUUCAUCCUGCCAGAGAAUGUGAGGCCCGGAGAAACGCUUGGUUAUGUUAUGGCGAUGGACCACGAUGCAGGAGUGGACGGGCUGGUGGAAUACUCCCUUGUGAAUUCAUCCCCGUUUUUCUCGAUAAAUAAAACAAUCGGUGCCAUCUUUGUGUCAGGACCUGUAUACCGCAGAAGAGGAAUCCAUGCCAGUGAGGAAAUGGUGGAACUAACUGUGUCUGCAGGUAGUCCCAGACUAGGCUCCAGGACUACGACAUGUCUGGUUUUUGUCAAUAUCUCCAGCUCAGCUGAAGCACUUAUUGGAGUUCCUCUUGAUACCCACAUGCUUAGUCUAAGUGUAUCAUUAAUUUUGUUCCUCUUUGUCCUGAUCAUCUUCGUCGGCUUGAUUCUCAGGUGCAAAUUUAAAGAAAGUGCUAUUAGAAAGGCAAAUACUAUUGUUGCACACAGGCAUAGUACCACUGGCUCGUUCAGUGGAUCCAACAAUAGAACUCAAGGUGCUAUAUCAUUACAAGAGUUGACACAGUCCAACACAUUGGUCACAAAGAGGGACAUCUCAAAUCCCUACCCUCAGUCGGAUUCAAGCGGCCGUGGAUCAGCUGAGGGUGAGACAGCUGAGGACCAGGAAAUCAAGUGGAUCAAUGAAUACCCCUACCAUAAAAGAGAGGAAUCCUGCAAACAGACCCCAGAGAUUCCAAACUCUGCCUUACAAGUAGAUAGUAUCUCUUACCACUCUAUUGAUGUAGGACCAGAACACAUUCUAUCCCUUAAUAAAUGUUUAGUUACAGGUAUGGCCAGCACAGAAAGUAUCCACACCUUCAGAGAUGAGGGAGGAGGUGAAGGAUUACUUCCGGCAAUACUGAGGGUGAGAGACUUGGAGGAGAAUGUGGGGAUGAAAGGUUUUGCACCUCUCUCUGAAGCCCAGGCAGCUGCCGAUUCUCUGUCUUCACUGGUGUACCUCGAGGAGCAACUGCAGGGCAGCUACAACUGGGACUACCUUUUGAACUGGGAGCCACGCUUCCAGACGUUAGCCUCGGUAUUCACAGAUAUUGGGAUGCUGCCUGAUGAAGAGCUCCAAGGUGGCCGUGAGGACUUGGCGGCAGAGUCGAGUUGUCUCAUGUACCCACCACCUCUCAUAACAAGAGUAGCCCAGCCUGGCAUACGGACUGUCCCUCCACGAAAGCCAGGUCGAAUGGCCAGUCUGAGCAGGAAAUCCUCUUACCCUAAGUAUGCUUAUUCCCCAUUAGCCCGAAACACAGGACUCACCCCAUCAGCUAUGACACCCACGUUUUCUCCAUCUCUGUCCUCGCUCACCAUCCGGACACCGAGCGCUUCACCAGUUGUCUCAGAAAAUGGAGUGGGGGGCAUCAGACUUGACUCAGGCCCUCUCACUGCAAGCCUUUUGGAAGCAGAAAUUCAAGUGUAGACAAAGACUUUAAACAUGUUUGUAUAAAACAGUAUCUCAUCCUAUACUCACCAUCCAAAGCAUUGUAAAGAAUGUUGCACAAUUUGUUUUCUGAUGUUCAUAUUUUUCCUGGACGCAUUUCCAAUGUUAUUUUCCUGAUUUCCAUAGUUUUAGAAUGACUGGUUAGACCCUCUUCAAAGCUUGGCGUACAUUUCAUAUGAAAUAGUGUGGUGAUAUACUACUCUGAUUAAGGUUGAUUUUUAUAACCCACCUCUACAAUAAACCUAAAUUAAUAUCUGAAAAGGCCUGAGCUUUAGCCUGCAUUGCAUUACAUUCUUGUAAUGGAAUAUGUGAAUGAGAGCAGAUGUUCUGGGUACCAAUUAAUUACUGGCUGUUUUAUUGUAAGCAUGUUCAUAUGUGCAUAAAAUGAAACACUUUGUUACAGCAUUGCAUUGCUACUUCUGAAUAGAAACUUUUCCAUGCUUGGUUUAACUUUAAUAACCAAAGAAAGGCUACAUGUUUCUGUGGUUAUGACCAUCAUUAAAAAAUGUUUUGAAUCCAGACAUUAUGAAAAUAAAUUGCGAAC